This is a messenger RNA of Setaria italica (foxtail millet), 4066 nucleotides long. RefSeq names its product transcription factor TGAL6. Gene Ontology annotation, biological process: regulation of DNA-templated transcription; DNA-templated transcription. The record is from RefSeq and is a predicted model, not a curated record. The transcript is spliced from 13 exons. Lineage: Eukaryota; Viridiplantae; Streptophyta; Magnoliopsida; Poales; Poaceae. Bases 2465 to 3583 code for a protein of 372 amino acids. Gene Ontology annotation, molecular function: DNA-binding transcription factor activity; sequence-specific DNA binding.
GUUCGUUUCCAGCAGAGCAUCGGAUGCAGUCAACCCAAUUCUUGCUCCGCUUCUCCAAUCUACCACCACCUACUUCUGCCUGCCGAAAGGUAGCCAGCCGGAAUCCUCGACGCAGAAGAAAUCUGAAGUUGCAUCUACGUAGCAAGGGGCAAAAGGAGGUCGGGAAAAGAAGGGUGCAGACCAAUCAGGCCAAAAGGAAGACAAGGCGACGAAGGAAUCAAGCAGCCACAGCCACGACUAUUGCUGCUACGCAUUCUCACUCCAGAAAGAGGAAAGGGAAAAAUAGACGCACCGUGAUGUGGACAUGCAUGAACAGCUUCAAUAAUGCUGCCAUCAGCAAGCAGGGGCCCGUUUGCAUUAAGGUUGCCCGUCCAAAGGUUCCUCUUCUUUUGCGCCUUUAUGGCAAAGGAGAAUUCUUCGUCGUCGCGCACCAGGGUUACGCAAUUCACAAAAGAGGAAGGCAGCUGGCUCCUAUAUAACCCUGCCUCACUUACUCCGGCCAACUGGUGGUGUCCUUUGGAGCUGAGCUAGAGCACAUCUGUGGAGGCCCUUACGUUCAGUGAUUCGAUGUCUCCCGUCAUCCUUAACUGAAGAAACUGCAAUCAGACAUGAGGUGAGGUGAUCAAUAUAAGUAUUAAUUUAAGGGAGAUCAUUUUGAGCAUGUUAUGAUGGAGCUCUACCAUGGAUACCUUGAAGAUCAUUUCAACCUCCACAAGCUUAGAUAAGUUGGAUGGUGGGGUUAAGAUGAUGCCCAGCGACCACUUCUUUAUCUGCAGCCUGUUCCUGUGUGCUGGAUAGAGCAGAGACCAACCUAACCUGCUUCGCCGUAAAAGCCAAGUGGCCUCGCCAAUAAUUGAGGGGCCAUCCAAUCCAAACCUUCUUUUGGCCGUGCUGGCUUGGCGAGCCCUCCACUAUGUGUGAUGAAGCUUCUGCUUCCUGUCGUGCGGGAGCAAGCAUUGCAUUUUGCACGUAAUCAUUGAGGCCCAUGAAUAAUUGGAUAGAUCAUGCUAGAAACACUGUCGUUUUAUUACGGUAUUCUGAGCUCUCAUGUGGUCAUGUGGAGUUGUGGACUAUAAAAAAAACAAGAGGGUCAAAAGAAUACAACAUGCAUGCAGCUGGCCAUCAGCUUAAGCUUGUGGUUUAGGAUCUAAUUCUAGCUAUAAUCUAGUGACGUUGUGGGGUUUCCUUCAGGAGCCUUCUUGCUUUGCACUGCUAUUCCUGCGGUGUGAUGCCACCGCUGAUGAACUGAUGGGCGUCAGGCGUCACCGUCACCACACCCUUUACAUGCUUAAUCCUUAACCACUAGUUUAGCCUCUGCUACUAAGUAUAAUGGCCGGAAAUUCCUAGCACUGGCCGGGCGGUGUGGUGGCCGUCCUUGUCAGCCCAGGGGUAGAGAUGUACUUGGCCGCAUAGCGUCACCGCCGGUCGGCCGGUGCGCGCCUGACUGAGACCGGGGCGCGGCUAUCAUCGCGUCCGAGUAGAUCAGCACACGGGCUUAUCCCGUAUCUCGCUGGUCAGCCGCACGCAGCGCACCAAGACGGCGUCGUAACUCGAUCAAGUGGAGAUCGAGGUGGCCAUGGACCCACGCUCUCGUGGUCGUCGUUUGUCGCGCCUGCUGCCGUCGCCGGCCGGACGGCGGCCGCGCUGAGCAGAAGAGCGAAACGAGCAUCGCGGACGCAGAAAUUAUGGGGACGAGAAGCAGCUGCCGAAGCAGGAGCAUGAAAAAUUUUCAGAGGUGGCAACUCUUCCGUUGGAGUCCGGGCUCGAAUUAUUCGUUCCGGAGCCGGAUUCCAGAUUCCAGGUUCCACUCGAGGUCGAGGCGACGGCAUCGUCCAGCCAUCACUGGCCACGGCAGCUGCCGCUCCCGAUUCUCUUCUCUCGAUCAUCUCGUUGAGCCGAUGCAGAUGCACCCCGCCUAGCUAGGCUCCUAGGCCGCACCAGCACAGGUUCUCGCUCGCAUCCCAGUAGGCAACCUCAGCUCGCCGUCGAUCCGUUCCUUCCCUUGCCCGGGCCGGCGGCCACCGAUCUUUUCCUUCUUGUGAAACCAUUGCCGUCCGGAGGUGACGGAGACGCCGUCGUGGACGUUUAGAUUUUUUUGUUCCGUGACAGGAGUGCACGGCGUCUUCUCGGCGCGCCAUCCAUCAUCAUGCCAUCAUUUGUUGCGUACGUUGUCAGCCUCGGCGGCUUUGCCAAAAGUGCUCGCCGGGGUUGCCUUUCCCAGCGCCUUUCCUGAGCACAGCUGCGGCCGCAAUCGGAGAGAGCAUAUUUGCCUUUGCCGCUGCGCUCAUUCCAUUCGGAGCUCGAAAGCUUCGCUUCGCCUGCCUUUCUCUCAUUUUUUUUUUCUUUCGCUCUUUAACCUGGUUGACACCUGCAACGGCGCUCUGUCGUUAACUCACGCUGCCUCCCCCGCUGGUUGUUUUUCUGUUUGGGUAGCAUCGGCAGCGCCGCCUCCCCGCCGGAGUUCAUGACCUCUGCGUCCGCGGUGCAGUUCGCGGCGGUGCCUGUCAGAAUGGGGGUGUACGAGCGGCCGGCGCCGGCGCCCGUGAUGGGCAUGUGGAACAGCGAUCCGUUCAAGGUCGAUAGCGGCCAGGCCACCAGCGGCUCCACCGUCAUGGAAGCGGACAAGAAGUUCGACAAUAGGCUAGAAGAUGUUCCACAGGUAGCACUAGAGCCGGCGAGAAGUACGGAUCAGGAAACAAGCAGGCCGCCAGAGAGGGUCCUGAGAAGACUUGCACAGAACAGAGAAGCUGCUCGGAAGAGUCGCCUGCGAAAAAAGGCUUACAUCCAGCAGCUAGAGACAAGCCGGAUGAAGCUGGCACAACUAGAGCAAGAGCUUCAACGGGCUCGACAACAGGGUGCAUAUGCAAAUGGGAACAUGGGAGACUCGACUCUCGGAUUCACAGGACCAAUGGAUCCAGGUGUUGCUGGGUUCGAGAUAGACUACAGCAACUGGGUCGAAGAGCAGAACAGGCACACAGCCGAGCUGAGGUCUGCUCUCCAGGGGCAGCCAUCGGAGCUGGAGCUCCGCACGCUCGUGGAGACCGGGCUCAACAACUACGAGCACCUCUUCAGGAUCAAGGCGCUGGCCGCGAACGCCGACGUUUUCUACGUCAUGUCCGGCAUGUGGAAGACACCCGCCGAGCGGUUCUUCCUGUGGAUCGGCGGGUUCCGGCCGUCGGAAGUGCUCAAGAUCCUAAGGCCGCAGCUGGAGCCACUGACGGAGCCGCAGCUCAUGGCCGUGGGCGGCCUGCAGCACACCUCGACGCAGGCCGAGGACGCCCUGUCGCAGGGCAUGGAGAAGCUGCAGCAGAACCUCGCCGAGACCCUGACGGCCGCGGCCGACCCAUUCGGACUCCCCGACGGCUACAUGCUGCAGAUGGCGACCGCCGUGGAGAAGCUGAAAGAGCUCGUCGGCUUCGUCACCCAGGCGGACCAUCUCCGGCAGACGACGAUGCAGCAAAUGCAUAAGAUCCUGACGACGCGGCAGGCGGCGAGGGGCCUCCUGGCGCUCGGCGACUACUUCCAGCGCCUCCGCGCGCUGAGCCAUCUGUGGGCGACGCGGCGCGAGGCAGCGAUUAGCUAGACGUCGGUGGCGAAAACCCACUGAAGAUGAACGAAGACGACGACGAAGAGUAGUAGGUCGUUGUAGGCCAGCCGAGGACGAACAAGUGGUCGACCUCGCUGGGAUUGGAUGAAGAAUGCGAAGGCUUCUCAGCCAGCGGCGCCGCCAUGCUUGCCGGCGUCUCUGGGGAACAGGAAGUUGGUGUGCGCUUGUCAGGUGCAGUGAUCAAUGAAUAACGAAAAUUGAGGCCUUUUUCUGAGACGUGUACAUAUCUUGUUUUGGUAUACCUGGCCGGAGGCCUUCUACAGCCGUAUAAUUAAUUGGUAUAAAUGAUGGGUUUUACGAGUAGUGUUUACGGUAUAUAUGAUGUAACAGUAUGUAACUAGUGUCUAUCCAUUUCUCAUGAGUUGGGCAUGCAGUCCUUGUGCCAUUGUAUUGUACGGAGUAUGGAACAAGCUAGUUCACCUGUUGAGGAAUGAGAUGCAUCCGUAGCAGUUCACACUU